AUGGUCUACAGCUAUGUGAGCCAUGUGAAACGUUCGAUGUACGACGAGAUCCGUCACUGCAAGAGCUCCGCCAGCGACAUCUGGGGAGAAGUCACCCACCUGAAGAAUCUCCCAUCCGGCAACAGAACCGCACUGGAUGCUGUAAUCCUGGCCCACCAGGAGCAGGAGGUACCCCAGGACGACCUGGAAGACCUGGAAAGCCCGGAGCAAAUGGUAUGCCAGGAAACCCAGGCAGAGGUGGCGGUGGAUGUGGACCAGAAACUCCACCACCAUGCCAACCAUGCCCAGCUGGACCCCCUGGACCUCCUGGACCACCAGGACCAGCUGGAGGUGCUGGAACUGACGGACCACCUGGAAACUCUGGAUCCGGUGUCAAUGCUGGACCACCCGGACCUAAGGGACCACCUGGCCCCAACGGAAAUCCUGGCCAACCUGGAGGACCUGGACAGCCUGGAUCACCCGCCAUCUCUACACCACCUACUCCUGGACCACCUGGACCUCCUGGACCAGCUGGAGCACCUGGAACGCCAGGACCUGAUGGACAACCUGGAUACGGUGGAGGAGCUGGCACACCUGGUCCCAAGGGACCUCCCGGAUCCAACGGCCAACCCGGUGCCGAUGGAAACCCAGGACCUCCCGGUCCACCUGGAAAUGGCGGCGGACAGGGAGAGCCCGGUAUCUGCCCCAAGUACUGCGCCAUCGAUGGAGGCAUCUUCUUCGAGGAUGGAACUCGCCGUCGUUAAACUCGACGUCAUCAGACAGAGUACUAGGUCGAAUAAAGCUAGUUUUACA
Ostertagia ostertagi is the source of this 792-nucleotide messenger RNA. The record is from the annotation of a GenBank genome assembly. Lineage: Eukaryota; Metazoa; Nematoda; Chromadorea; Rhabditida; Trichostrongylidae.